GUUGUUAUGGAGCUGCUCUAGCGAGUCAGAUUUUAAAAAACAAAGAGCUUUAAACUUUCAAAAAAACACUACAUUUGGACAAGAUUAUACGUAUUAAACUCGCGUAAGAAUAAAAUGUCGUCCACUGGCCGACUGGAUAUUUUACGUGAGCGAAACAAAGCAUUAUUGGCUCAACUUCAGCAGCAAAGGAAAAAGUUGGAAGAGGCGGUGAGCGGUGGGGUGGAGAACCGCAAAAGAGACAGAGAAGACGGGACAGAGAACAGCUGUGAGGCCGAAGACGAGGUGUUGACUAUUAAAGAUGGAAACCGAGGUCCAGCUCGGGCAGCUCUGGCUAAACCCAAAGUCAAAUUUUCAGCCCAUACAUCUACAAUGACAUCUGAGCUCAGAACUGACGAUCUAAGACAUACUGCAGUGUCAUCCAGACCUAAUUCCUCCAUGAAAGGGCAGGAGAGUGAAAAAACACCUUCAAGCCUCCAACAGCAUUCAAGACCACUCCUGGGUUAUGACUGGAUUGCAGGAGUCAUAGAUGCUGAGGACUCAUUAAUAGAACGCUCGGAUGAUUUCUUUAACGACCUGUGUCGAUUUAGAGCUCUGAACAGAGAGCAGUGUGUGAACAGCCGACACUCAGAGUUUUCUGAAGAAUCUGAUGCAAACCUGCCAUCAGUGUCAGACACCAUCCCUGAGAUUAAAAAUGACACCCAUCAGUGUAUCUUUUCCUAUAGGAUAAACAAUAGGCUUUUUCCAGUCCCUCUAAAUUCUGAGGAGUGCUGUCCCGUGUGCAAUAAACACAAAUCGGAGCAUCCCCACACAGUGAAGGAACCUGCUCUCAUAAGAGUGAGCAUCACACACUCCACACUUCUGCCUCCACACAAAUACAAGGCUCAUCGCAGGUGCAGCUUUGACCCAUCGGACAGUCUAAGUUUGCCUUCGCAUUGUCUAUCUGGUUGGUCAAACAAGGGUCAAAGCACUGAAACUGCACAGAGUAACCUUGACCUGAAGAGCUGUUUGGACACAAAGAAGGAAACUGAAAAUAAGGAACGAGAGGACCCGUCGGCUUUCAAGACAUCAGAUACACGGAAGCCUCAACAGAUACCACAAGUGUCUCUUCUAAGUCACCACAACUUCCUACACUUUUCACCCAGAAAAAGAAAAUAAGGGCUUUAAGUUUUUUUCAGAUUUUACACUGAAAUUGUUUGUGCCAAUCCAAGUUGAGCGAUAAUGUACAUGCAAUGAUUACAUUUUACAUAUCUACAUCCAGUAGAGAAGGAUAAACUCUGUAAAAAAAAAAAAAAAAAAGUCAGUUGACUAUUAAUUAUUUUGGUCUUAUUUUGUCUUUAAACCACAUUACUGAUGUAAAAUCAACCUCUGAACUGAGGAACUGAGGAACCAGCCAGCUAUUUUGACAUUAUUUAACAUGUGUUUAUGACAUUUCACAACACUGGAAAAAUUGUGAAACUGCACAAGAUGUCUAAUGCAGUUUUUAACGUGCUGUCAGCAUUCUUAAUAGUAUAUUUGUAGCCUAGUGAGGAACCCAUUUGUUUAAUGAUGCAUUAUAUUAAAACUCUGGUUUAUAAUAGAAACUUUAUUUUAAUCAAGGAUCUUCUCUUGAAGGCAGAUUUUCAUCUCAUAAAGAUAAUUGUCUAUUUAAAAUCUAUGUAUAGGUAAAAGCAAUUAGAUUUGAGAAACAGAAUCUUUAAUUUUGUUUGAGCAGUGUUGUUUUGCAGAGACAACACUUAUGUGAGCACAGUUGUGGAGUUUUUCUUUAAAUGGAAUAUUAAAGGCAGACUUACCACAUGAGCAAACAGAUCUUAUACUUGUUUAGUAUUAAAUAUGCUAUCUUAUUACUAUUCUUUCAGUGGCUUGAUACUAUGAGUUUUCCUUUUCCCACUGUGUUUUGGCUCCAGAAUGAUGCAUACUUCUGUUUUUGACUUCCUCUGUCACUUCCUCCGUUAAGGAGUGCUGCAGAGACAAAAGGUUAAAAAGAUGCAGCACAGGAAGUCACAUCCACUCCUGUAGCUCAGAAUUAACAAUGUGUGAAGCUGCAUAGGGGUGUUCCACUGUGGUUACUGUCUUGUUUUGCACUAUCAUCAAACUUAAAAAUUUAAGACAAAAAUAUGAAUGCACAAUUUCAGCAAAAAUAUGAUUUGCCUAAACCUUCUGUACUAAAAAGAACAUUCUAUCUAUUAGUAGCAGGUGAUGCAUGUGAAAAAGAAGCAGCAACAAUAAUAGUAGCUAAAGCCUUACAUUUUCAGUACACAAUUUUGAAAGCAAUACAUUUCACUUAUACCAACAAAUACUUCCACCUCCGCUUAUAUCACUUCCAUAUGUCAUACAUUAUUAUGGCUGAAACUAUUGAAAGAGACCUUCGCAUCAUGAUAAUGCAGCCUAUGUAAUGUGAGCGUUACACACUAGACUUACGCCUAAAGAUCUAAGCCUGAAUGAGAGAAGAGCAAAUUAUGUGGGAGGGGGAAAUUUUGUGCACAAUACGAUUCCUAGUCAGGAAUAAACAAAACAGAAUAAUAUGAUUAAACUACACCAUAUAAUAAACUACUUGUUACGGACCCCCAUGGAAAUUUGCUGUGGGAGCCCUUGCUUCCGAUUGGUGGAUUGCUCUUCAGCCUGUUUUUGGUAGUGUGGUUUCUGAUUGGUGGGGCACCUCUAUACCUGGCCAAGCCCGGCUCACCUGAAGCCGCCUCCCCCAUUUAAGGAGAUCAUCUGCACUUGCUCGGGCUGCUGGGCUUUCUUGUCAGGAUGCCAUUUCGUCUGUGUCUCAUAUAGUGUUAGCGUAACUUUGUGUGUGUACGUGUGAGAGAGACAUUAGUUUAGUUUAGUUAUUAUAUUUUGUGUCUCUCGUUUUUAGUUGUCGCUCGAUUCUGUUUGUGGGUUUAUGUGACUUUAUUUUGGGACAUUGGUGGUUUUGUUUUGUUUCAUGUGUUCCUUAGUUUGUCACUAUUUUUAUUUUAUUUUUUUAAAGGCCUAGUUUUCUCAGACACAAAACUCGCUAUCUGUUUAAUCAUGUUAUUUUGUUUUCUUGGUGAGGUUAACU
This is a messenger RNA of Boleophthalmus pectinirostris (great blue-spotted mudskipper), 3046 nucleotides long. It is a transcript of the gene miip, whose product is annotated as migration and invasion inhibitory protein. The record is from RefSeq and is a predicted model, not a curated record. NCBI's taxonomy places the organism in Eukaryota, Metazoa, Chordata, Actinopteri, Gobiiformes, Gobiidae. The transcript has 9 exons. The coding region runs from base 115 to 1155 and encodes 346 amino acids. Gene Ontology annotation, biological process: negative regulation of G2/M transition of mitotic cell cycle; negative regulation of cell migration.